AUGUCAGGAAUCACUGAAGCUCCAGUCACUGUAACGUUAGAAGAGUUAAAACAUGGUAUUGAUGAUAUAACGCUACAAAAGGCAUUUGGUCCGAAUUCUUUAGGUAUAAUAGUUGUGAAAAAUUUACCCCAAUAUUUUCAAGAAUUAAGAGAAAAAGUACUAAAAUCUGCGUCAGUAUUAGCUAAUUUACCUCAGAAGCAGUUAAAAGAGUUGGAAUCUGAAGAAGCAAUGUGGCUUGUUGGAUGGUCAUGUGGUAAAGAAAAAUUAGCAUCAACUGGUAAACCAGAUUAUAACAAAGGUUCAUUUUAUGUGAAUUGUUCUUUUCAUAAGGAUGAAACGCUAGAAGGACCAACUAAGGACUUGGUUGAUAGUUUUCCAAAUCAUAAAGCAUAUACAGAGUCUAAUAAAUGGCCGAUCGAAUUUGAGGAUUUAAUAGAGUUUAAAUUAAAUUUGAAAAAAUUGUGUAAUCUAAUUAUUGAUGUUGCCGAAUUAGUAGCUUUGAAUUGUGACAAAUAUAUCAAGAACAUAUACAGUGAUUAUGAAGACGGUUAUUUGAGGAGAAUAGUUAAGGAGUCAACGUGUACCAAGGCGAGAUUAUUACAUUAUUUUCCUUCCCAAGGUUCAAGUGAUAAUGAUGAUGACUGGUGUGGAGAACAUUUAGAUCAUUCAUGUCUAACAGGUUUAACAUCAGCAUUAUUCAUAGAUGAAUCGAAAGGUUUGACAAACUCACUUGAAAAUUCACCAGACCCAUCAGCUGGAUUGUACAUCAAAAAUAGAGAUAAUAAAACCAUAAAAGUCAAUAUACCGAAAGAUUGUUUAGCUUUCCAAUCAGGUUCAGCGUUACAAGAAGUUUCAAAAGGUAAAUUCAAAGCAGUUCCACACUUUGUUAAAGGUACAAACCAUAAAAAUAUUGCAAGAAAUACUUUGGCAGUAUUUUGUCAACCGAAUUUAAAUGAGAAGAUUAAUGAAUAUGAAAAUUUUGCUGAAUAUUCUGAUAGAAUCUUAAAAGAGAAUCAUUGA
This is a messenger RNA of Lodderomyces jiufengensis, 1020 nucleotides long. RefSeq lists its product as uncharacterized. NCBI's taxonomy places the organism in Eukaryota, Fungi, Ascomycota, Pichiomycetes, Serinales, Debaryomycetaceae. The transcript has a single exon. The record is from RefSeq and is a predicted model, not a curated record. The coding region runs from base 1 to 1020 and encodes 339 amino acids.